This is a messenger RNA of Limanda limanda (common dab), 1635 nucleotides long. It is a transcript of the gene mex3a, whose product is annotated as mex-3 RNA binding family member A. The record is from RefSeq and is a predicted model, not a curated record. The transcript is spliced from 2 exons. The coding region runs from base 1 to 1635 and encodes 544 amino acids. Gene Ontology annotation, molecular function: RNA binding. Lineage: Eukaryota; Metazoa; Chordata; Actinopteri; Pleuronectiformes; Pleuronectidae.
AUGCCUAGCCUGCUGGUUCUAGCAGGGAUCAUGGAGAAAAACGGGGGCUACGGCGCGGAUCUGGCCGGCUCCGGGUUCGGCAGCGAGGGUCUGCUGGUCCCCCCGGACGAGGACGAGGACGAGAACCGAGCCCUGCGGGUCGCCCUGGGCCAGCUGUCCCUGCUCGGGCUCGGGGGGGAGGGCGAGGACGGCGGCGGCUCUGGCGGCGGCGGAGCUCCGAGCACCGGAGGAGGAGGAGGAGGAGGAGGAGGAGUGCAGGACCGGAGCAACAACAACAACAACCACCACAACCACAACCACCACCACUCGGGGGGCGGCGGCGGGCUCGGGGUGGGGGGCGACCCCACCGCGGCCAUCCUGCAAGGGAAGAGCAAGUUGUGUUCCCUGUACGAGACCGGCAGCGAGGGGGGGGGCAAGGGCCGGGGCUGCAACAUCACCGAGUGUGUGCCCGUCCCCAGCUCCGAGCAUGUGGCCGAGAUAGUGGGACGACAAGGUUGCAAGAUCAAAGCCCUGAGGGCCAAGACCAACACCUAUAUCAAAACCCCGGUGAGAGGAGAGGAGCCCGUGUUCCUGAUCACCGGCCGGAAGGAGGACGUUGCACUGGCCCGCCGCGAGAUCAUCUCGGCUGCAGAGCACUUCUCCAUGCUCCGGGCGUCCCGCAACAAGCUGGGCGUGUCCUUCAGCGGCUCCCCGCCCACACCGCUGCCCGGUCAGACCACCAUUCAGGUGAGAGUGCCAUACCGUGUCGUGGGGCUGGUCGUGGGGCCUAAAGGCUCCACCAUCAAGCGCAUCCAGCAGCAAACCUGCACGUACAUCGUCACUCCCAGUCGAGACCGAGACCCCGUCUUUGAGAUCACGGGGUCGCCAAGCAACGCCGAGCGCGCCCGCGAGGAGAUCGAAGCACACAUCGCCUUCCGGACAGGAGGCCUGCACGACCACAAUAAUGAGAAUGACUGUAUGGGGCCGAACGGCGGGAGCAGCCCGGCGGGCAGCAGCGGCGGUCUGGAGAGCCGGCUGCAGCAGGUGUGGGGGCUGCAGGGGGGCCAGCGCAAGCCGCUCACCAGCAGCUACCGCCAGAACUUCUCCGAUGCCAUGGUGGGAGGGGGAGGGGGGGGCGAGGGAGUGGGAAUCUACAGCAAGAGCAACUUCUCCAGCUCCGGAGAAAAGAACUGCUCUUACUUUGGGUCGGAGGGGACCCAGAGCUGGGGCGACCCGGACUACCCCAAGCAGGUGGCCUUCUACGCCCAGCAGCGCUCCAAGAGCUUCGGCGGCCUCCCGCUGCCGCUGACCAGACUCUCCCCGGGCCUGUCCGACUCCUGCGGAGGCACCAACAACUCCUCAGUCACCAGCAUCGUGCCCGUGUCCGGCUCGCCUCACGCCCAGGCCCGCCGCGCCCACAGCGAGCCCACCUCAGCCGGCGAGGGGUUCCCCGGCCGCCUGCCGGUGCCGGACUCGCCGCCGGCCAUGCAGCGGGAGUGCAUGACCUGCUUCGAGAGCAAAGUGACGGCGGCCUUGGUGCCGUGUGGCCACAACCUCUUCUGCAUGGAGUGCGCCAUCCGGAUCUGUGAGCUCAACCACCCGGAGUGCCCAGUGUGCCACACCCAGGUCACACAGGCCAUCCGAAUAUUCUCUUAA